Messenger RNA from Saccharomyces paradoxus, 2844 nucleotides. It is a transcript of the gene PMA2, whose product is annotated as H(+)-exporting P2-type ATPase PMA2. Gene Ontology annotation, biological process: proton export across plasma membrane; regulation of intracellular pH. Gene Ontology annotation, cellular component: plasma membrane. The record is from RefSeq and is a predicted model, not a curated record. Gene Ontology annotation, molecular function: ATP hydrolysis activity; P-type proton-exporting transporter activity; ATP binding. NCBI's taxonomy places the organism in Eukaryota, Fungi, Ascomycota, Saccharomycetes, Saccharomycetales, Saccharomycetaceae. The coding region runs from base 1 to 2844 and encodes 947 amino acids. The transcript has a single exon.
AUGUCUUCCACUGGAGCAAAGCAAUACAAUGAGAAGCCCUCGAAAGAGUUCCUCGAUGCCAGCGAAGGCGAUAAUCCUGCGAAUAACUCCGCUGCUGCUUCGUCAUCUUCGUCUUCUACAUCAACAUCCGCCUCGUCAUCGGCUGCAGCCGUUCCACGGAAAGCCGCAGCCGCUUCUGCCGCUGAUGACUCGGACUCAGAUGAAGACAUAGACCAAUUGAUUGAUGAACUACAAUCCAACUAUGGUGAGAGUGAUGAGUCUGGUGAAGAAGAAGUGCGCACCGAUGGAGCACAUGCUGGCCAAAGGGUUGUUCCUGAAAAGGAUCUUUCUACGGACCCCGCAUAUGGUUUAACUUCGGAUGAAGUGGCCAGAAGAAGAAAGAAAUAUGGGCUAAAUCAAAUGGCUGAAGAAAAUGAAUCGUUGAUUAUUAAGUUUUUAAUGUUUUUCGUGGGCCCAAUUCAAUUCGUUAUGGAGGCAGCUGCUAUUUUGGCAGCCGGUUUGUCUGAUUGGGUCGAUUUCGGUGUUAUCUGUGCUUUACUGCUAUUAAACGCGUCUGUCGGAUUUAUUCAAGAGUUCCAGGCAGGUUCCAUUGUGGAUGAGUUGAAAAAGACGUUAGCUAAUACUGCAACAGUCAUUAGAGAUGGCCAACUGAUCGAAAUUCCGGCUAAUGAGGUGGUUCCUGGUGAGAUUUUACAAUUGGAAAGUGGUACGAUUGCCCCCGCAGAUGGUCGUAUUGUCACUGAAGACUGUUUUUUGCAAAUCGAUCAAUCGGCUAUCACCGGUGAAUCUUUAGCCGCCGAAAAACAUUACGGUGAUGAGGUGUUCUCCUCGUCCACUGUGAAAACCGGUGAGGCUUUUAUGGUCGUUACUGCGACUGGUGACAAUACCUUUGUCGGCAGGGCAGCCGCCUUAGUGGGUCAAGCUUCUGGUGUAGAAGGUCAUUUCACUGAAGUUUUGAAUGGAAUUGGUAUUAUCUUACUUGUUCUGGUCAUCGCUACUCUAUUGUUGGUCUGGACCGCAUGCUUCUAUAGAACUGUCGGUAUUGUAAGCAUUUUGAGAUACACAUUAGGUAUAACUAUCAUUGGUGUUCCAGUAGGUUUGCCAGCCGUUGUUACGACGACCAUGGCCGUCGGUGCAGCUUACUUGGCUAAGAAGCAAGCCAUUGUUCAAAAGUUGUCUGCUAUCGAAUCCCUCGCCGGUGUUGAGAUUUUAUGUUCUGACAAGACUGGUACUUUGACCAAAAACAAGUUAUCUUUACACGAGCCAUACACUGUUGAAGGUGUUUCUCCAGAUGACUUGAUGUUGACCGCUUGUUUGGCUGCUUCCAGAAAGAAGAAGGGUUUGGAUGCUAUCGAUAAGGCCUUUUUGAAGUCCUUGGUUGAGUAUCCAAAGGCUAAGGAUGCCCUGACUAAGUACAAGGUUUUGGAAUUCCACCCAUUUGACCCUGUCUCCAAGAAGGUUACCGCCGUUGUAGAAUCCCCAGAAGGCGAAAGAAUUGUUUGUGUCAAAGGAGCUCCAUUGUUCGUUUUGAAGACUGUCGAAGAAGAUCACCCAAUUCCAGAAGACGUUCAUGAAAACUACGAAAACAAGGUCGCUGAAUUGGCUUCUAGAGGGUUUCGUGCUCUAGGUGUUGCUAGAAAGAGAGGUGAAGGCCAUUGGGAAAUUCUAGGUGUUAUGCCAUGUAUGGACCCACCCAGAGAUGACACCGCUCAAACAAUCAAUGAAGCUAGAAACCUUGGUUUGAGAAUCAAGAUGCUAACCGGCGACGCCGUUGGUAUUGCCAAAGAAACUUGUAGGCAAUUAGGACUCGGUUCAAACAUUUACAACGCAGAAAGAUUAGGUCUAGGAGGUGGAGGUGAUAUGCCCGGCUCAGAGUUGGCUGAUUUUGUUGAGAACGCCGAUGGUUUUGCUGAAGUUUUCCCACAACAUAAAUACAGAGUUGUUGAAAUCUUGCAAAACAGAGGUUACCUGGUUGCUAUGACCGGUGAUGGUGUUAACGAUGCUCCGUCCUUGAAAAAGGCUGAUACUGGCAUUGCUGUCGAAGGUGCUACUGAUGCUGCCAGAUCUGCUGCUGAUAUUGUUUUCUUGGCUCCUGGUUUAUCUGCUAUUAUUGAUGCAUUGAAGACUUCCAGACAAAUUUUCCACAGAAUGUACUCUUACGUUGUUUACCGUAUUGCCCUGUCCUUACAUUUGGAAAUUUUCCUGGGACUAUGGAUUGCUAUCUUGAACAACUCUUUGGAUAUUAACUUGAUUGUUUUUAUUGCUAUCUUUGCAGAUGUUGCCACUUUAGCAAUUGCUUAUGAUAAUGCCCCUUAUGCUCCUGAACCUGUAAAAUGGAACCUACCAAGAUUAUGGGGUAUGUCUAUUAUUUUGGGUAUUGUUUUAGCCAUAGGUUCUUGGAUUACUUUAACCACCAUGUUCUUGCCCAAUGGUGGUAUUAUCCAAAAUUUUGGUGCCAUGAAUGGUGUCAUGUUCCUGCAGAUUUCAUUAACAGAAAAUUGGUUGAUCUUCGUCACUAGAGCGGCUGGACCAUUCUGGUCUUCUAUUCCAUCAUGGCAAUUAGCUGGUGCCGUCUUCGCCGUCGAUAUCAUUGCUACCAUGUUUACCUUAUUUGGCUGGUGGUCGGAAAAUUGGACUGAUAUUGUGUCCGUGGUUCGUAUUUGGAUCUGGUCCAUCGGGAUUUUUUGUGUAUUGGGGGGAUUUUAUUAUAUUAUGUCCACGUCUCAAGCCUUCGACAGAUUGAUGAAUGGUAAGUCAUUAAAGGAAAAGAAGUCUACUAGAAGUGUCGAAGAUUUUAUGGCUGCUAUGCAAAGAGUCUCUACUCAACACGAAAAAAGCAGCUAA